GCCCCUCGGCCAUAAAGACUGACAGUCAAAGUCGGUAAUUCGGGUAGAACUACCUAGGCUCUACGUCAAAGGCUAAUCCCGAAGAUGCCGCCCUGAUUUCCUCUCUCUAACAACGUCGUUUUGGCCACGAAGUUGCGAUAGCUGGAAGUAUAUAUACCAAUCGUACUGGACUUAUUGACAAUGACGCUCCCACCGACCAUGAAAGCCGUUGUCUUCAAGGGCGUGAGAAAAGUCGAGUUAGAGGACCGACCAACGCCCAAGAUCGAGGAGCCCACCGACAUUAUAGUCAAAAUAGAGUAUACUGCCUUAUGUGGAAGUGAGCUUCAUGUCUUUCGAGGACAUCAGAAGAGUCCUACUGGGUUUAUUAUGGGACAUGAAUUCACGGGAACGGUAGAAGAGAUUGGCGGUGAAAUCAAGAACUUCAAAAAGGGGGAUUCAAUUGUCUCCCCGUUUACGACGUCUUGUGGAGAGUGCUUUUAUUGCAAGCGUGGGUUCUCGUCGCGCUGUGAAAAGUGUCUACUCUACGGCUCUGCGGUACUCGAGGGCGGCCAAGCCGAAUACAUUCGCAUACCUCUUGCCGACGCGACAGUGAUGAAGGCGCCUCCGUCGAUAGAGAAGAACGCUCUAGUACUGAUGGCAGAUAUCUUUCCUACCGGUUAUUUCGCUUCGAAGAAUGCAUUCAAAGGACUCAGCAAAGACGAAAUUGCCGAGUCGACCGUUGUUGUAAUCGGCUGCGGACCUGUUGGUCUCUGUGCCCUGAUCAACGCAGAAGACCACAAGCCAAAGCAUUUAUUCGCUGUUGAUUCCGUCCAGUCACGACUCGACCUGGCCAAGUCGUUGGGUGCAGAGCCCCUCAACUUCCAGACUGACCGGGCAGGGCUUGAUAGGCGUAUCAAGGAGGCGACGAAUGGUCGGGGGGCCGAUAUUGUAAUCGAGGUGGUCGGUCUGAGCCCAGCGCUGCAAAUGGGCUUUGAGAUUCUGCGACCUUGGGGUGUCAUCAGCAGUGUUGGCGUUCACAACGGAGAGAUCCCGUGGACUGGCAAUCAGGCUUAUGGCAAGAAUUUGAAGAUACAAAUGGGUCGCUGCCCGGUGCGAUCAAUCUUUCCUGAAGCGCUUGAGCAGCUAGCGAAGAAGCAGCAUCUGCUAGGGUUCAUGUCCGAAAACAUCAUGCCCCUUUCCAAGGCCGUAGAGGGGUACGAGCUCUUUGACAGCAUGAAGGUCCAAAAGGUCGUUUUUGAGGCAUGGCAUUGACAGAUUAGAUCUCAAGAUCCAGUGACGGUCUGCACGAGUUAAUCUAGGUCGUGUAAGUAGUCUGGAGUGGGAUCGAGCGAGUCGCAUUCAAUGCCAAGAAGAUGGGAUGUAAUACAUCCUAUGGAAUGUUUAUCACAUUCCAGCGGAGUGUAUGAGUAGUAGCUACAUGCGGGAUAGCUUCAGUUCGGUUUAGUCUUAGCGCGGGGCAUGUUUUCGGGCUACUUUUGCUUCUGCUUU
This is a messenger RNA of Pseudovirgaria hyperparasitica, 1488 nucleotides long. RefSeq names its product GroES-like protein. The transcript is spliced from 5 exons. NCBI's taxonomy places the organism in Eukaryota, Fungi, Ascomycota, Dothideomycetes, Acrospermales, Acrospermaceae. Bases 181 to 1251 code for a protein of 356 amino acids. The record is from RefSeq and is a predicted model, not a curated record. Gene Ontology annotation, molecular function: zinc ion binding; oxidoreductase activity.